This is a messenger RNA of Ficedula albicollis (Collared flycatcher), 983 nucleotides long. It is a transcript of the gene UPRT, whose product is annotated as uracil phosphoribosyltransferase homolog. The transcript is spliced from 8 exons. Bases 1 to 666 code for a protein of 221 amino acids. The record is from RefSeq and is a predicted model, not a curated record. NCBI's taxonomy places the organism in Eukaryota, Metazoa, Chordata, Aves, Passeriformes, Muscicapidae.
AUGGAGCCCAUGAGCUGCCCUCAGCCCCGCUAUGGUGUCUCAAGAGGGGCUCCCCUGAGUGCCACCAUGGCAACUUCCAAAGGAGCAGCCACAGCCCCACCAAAGCACACAGAGGAGAAAAGGAAAUCCAGUAGAGGAGACUUCGUAUUUUCUGCUGAUCGUCUGAUCAGACUCGUGGUUGAAGAGGGACUGAAUCAACUGCCCUACACAGAAUGUACUGUGACCACUCCAACAGGACACAAGUAUGAAGGAGUCCGGUUUGAAAAGGGAAACUGCGGGGUCAGCAUCAUGAGAAGUGGGGAGGCCAUGGAGCAGGGCCUGCGGGACUGCUGCAGAUCCAUCCGCAUCGGCAAAAUCCUGAUCCAGAGCGACGAGGAGACGCAGCGAGCCAAGGUGUACUACGCCAAGUUCCCCCCUGACAUCUACAGGAGGAAAGUGCUGCUCAUGUACCCCAUCCUGAGUACUGGGAACACGGUGAUCGAGGCUGUCAAAGUGCUCGUGGAACACGGGGUCCAGCCCAGCGUCAUCAUUCUGCUCAGCCUCUUCUCCACACCCCAUGGUGCCAAAUCCAUCAUCCAGGAAUUUCCAGAAAUCACCAUUUUAACUACAGAAGUGCAUCCUGUUGCACCAACACACUUUGGACAGAAGUACUUUGGGACAGACUGACAGUCUUGGAACAACUGGAUAUGACUUUGGCAUUACAGGAGGUUUUUUUACAUUUUAUUACUGUUGAGUUGGUCAAGGGCAUAUUUAAAAACCUUUUUGGCCAACUAACUUAGGGUAGUGCUGCCUGAACAGGGAUCAGGUACAGUGACAAAGCACUCUGGUUACACGGUCAAGCAUCUCCAUGUUGGGGUUCUAGAACUGCCACACUCUGCUUUUACCUAUUUAUUCUCCUCCAGCCUGUCCGUGGCCACCUGCUAGAGCAAAAUAAACCCAACUAAACCCCAAGGGAGUGUCCUUUAUUUCUAGGGUCACUUGGC